GAGAGAGAGAGAGAGGCAAAAAAAAAAAGCAGUUGAGUAUAUAAAGUCUUCUCAUGUGAGACUCGUCCCACUUCACAGGCACAAAAAACAACGCACGCAGGAUCAAGCUCCACCAUGGUGCUCAAAGUAGCAGUGAUCGGGGCGGGCCCCUCCGGUCUGACCAGCAUUAAGGCUUGUCUGGAUGAGGGCCUGGUGCCAACCUGCUUUGAAAGCAGCGAUGACAUGGGAGGGCUGUGGAAGUUCAAGGAAGUGUCAGAGCCCAACAGGGCCAGUAUCUACCGUUCCCUCACCAUCAACAUCUCCAAGGAGAUGAUGUGCUACAGUGAUUUCCCAAUCCCUGCUGAUUAUCCCAACUACAUGCAUCACUCUAAAAUCCUGAAAUACUUCAGGAUGUAUGCAGAACACUUUAAACUGCUGAAACACAUUCGCUACCAGACCUCAGUGAAGAGUGUCAAACAGACAUCCGACUAUUCUCGCACUGGUAAAUGGCAAGUGGUGACAGAGAACAGAGAUGGACAGGAGGAGACUCAUGUCUUUGAUGCAGUAAUCUGCUGCUCUGGUCACUACACCUACCCUAACCUGCCACUCAAAGACUUCCCAGGGAUUGAGACGUUUGAAGGGAAGUACUUUCACAGCUGGGACUACAAGGGGCCUGAAGACAUGCACGGGAAGAGAGUGGUGGUCAUCGGCAUCGGUAACUCAGGAGGUGACAUCGCUGUGGAGAGCAGCAGAGUGGCAGAGCAGGUGUAUAUGAGCACUCGUCGCGGUGCUUGGGUCAUCCGUCAGGUUUCUGACAACGGCUUGCCAGUGGACAUGAAGUACAACACACGCUUUGUCCACAUCUUGUUCCAGCUCUUUCCAAUGAAUUUCUUCAACUGGUUUGGUGAGAAGAAACUUAACGCCAUGUAUGACCACACCAUGUACGCCCUCAAACCCGCACACAGACUCUUCAGUCAGAUCCCAGUGAUCAACGAUGAUCUGCCUUUAAAGAUCCUGUCUGGGUCGGUCAUUAUCAAACCAAAUGUGAGCGAGAUCCGUGGCUCCACUGUGGUGUUUGAUGAUGGCAGCGUUGUGGAGAAGGUGGAUACUAUUGUGUUUGCCACAGGUUACGGAUAUGGUUUUCCAUACUUGCCUGAGAAUGCUAUGUACAAGUCUGGGCACCGUCUGGGUCUGUACAAGCACGUUUUCCCUCCCAACCUGGAACAUCCCACUCUGGCUGUCGUGGGUUUCAUCCACGCCCUCGGAGCCAUCAUGCCCCAGGCUGAGAUGCAAGCCCGCUGGGCCACACGUGUCAUCAAAGGACAUAAGAAACUGCCCUCAAACAAGGCCAUGAUUAAGGCUGUUCAGAACGACACCAAGGACAUGGAGGAACACUACAUUGUGUCAAAGUUGACACCCCUGCAGGUGGACUUUGUUUCCUACAUGGAUGAAAUAGCAGGAGAAGUUGGGGUGCGGCCAAGUCUCCUCUGGCUCUUAUUCACAGACUACCCACUGUUUAAGAAGGUUCUGUGGGGUCCUGUCACAGCGUACCAGUACCGACUGAUGGGACCAGGGAAAUGGGAGGGAGCCCGCAGAGCGAUCUUCACCCAGUUCGACCGCAUGUACCAGCCCCUAAAAACCAGACAGCUGAAGGAAGAAAAGCCUUCCCUUGCUGGCCGCCUGAUUAAGUUCAGCUUGACUGUCAUGGUUGGAGGAGCGUCCAUUUACUACAUCCAUGUGCGGAGCCCAGACACCUUCCCCGCCCUCCUGUCCAAGAUCCGUCCACAAACAGUCUAAACAAGCUCCCAGCAAUGCAACAAUGUGAAAAGAAAGCCUCAAAAAUACACACAAACAUUAGCAUAUCUACUGUCCCUAGAUCCUUUGAGAAAUCUCAGUGAGAAUAAUUAUUGGGUCACUAUCUGAGCCACUUAAUGCUAGACGUGUUACUGUGUCUACAUAAAUAUUAGGUUAAUUUAACCUUUGCCACUCCACUCCACUCCUCUCUACCAUACAGCUAUUUUUUCUCCUUUUUAGGGGGAUCUUUAGGGGGAGAAAGCAGGUCAACAUAUAAAUGGCAUACAUCAUCUGAAAGUUGGGAACUAGAUUAUGUCUUUGUCAAGUUUUUUUAAGUCAUAAAUCCUUAAUGGAUAUUGUGUUUUUAUCAGGUGCUUAUUCAAAUUUAGAAACUAAAAGUAUAUGAUGUCCGUUUCCAAUGCUCAGUUAUGUUUCAUAAGUUGUUGUAGUUGUUGAUACUAUUUUGUUACACAGAUUUUGUGCAAAAUGGAGCCAUCUUGGACCUCACAAAAACUGAUAAAAAUGGACAAACACCCCUGAAAGAUACCAUAUUAAAACUCCAAGACCUUGAGGAACAUCAUAAAGAAACAAAUGUUCUGAUAUAUGGACAUAUUGUGAGUUUUCUGUAGGAAGUAAAUUUGUUUGCUGAUUUGAUGGCAAGCAUUUCUCUUCUGGAGAUUGCUCAAAAGUCCCUUUAUUGUUGGUAUAUCACGAAAAGUCUCUGUUUGUGGUUGCACAGUUUUAUAAGGCUCUGAUUAUGCUAGAUAUUCCUAUCACCAUACGACUUUAAAAAGUGUUCAUGUGGAAACAUAUUUGAGAUUUUCUUGGAAUGUUAAAGGUCCAGCGUGACAAAGCUUAACACACGUAUUUACAUCAUAUGUAACUUUAAGUGGCCAUGAAUGUGGAAUGUGUUUCUUUUGCAAAUAAACAAAUUAGACAACUCA
Molecule: messenger RNA, 2717 nt
Organism: Larimichthys crocea (large yellow croaker)
Lineage: Eukaryota; Metazoa; Chordata; Actinopteri; Sciaenidae
Product: dimethylaniline monooxygenase [N-oxide-forming] 5-like
Exons: 11
Coding region: 115-1776 (553 amino acids)
Molecular function (GO): N,N-dimethylaniline monooxygenase activity; flavin adenine dinucleotide binding; NADP binding
Source: RefSeq, a predicted model, not a curated record